UGAGCAUUACGCCCACACACGGUCAAGUCGUUGCCGCGGCCUCGUACGUAGUUGCGCCAUGGGAAACGAAGCAUCUCAAAUGGGAGGGUCCAGUCUGGACAUGUCGUCGCGGAACAUGAGCAGCAACUCGCUCGCGGACCUUGGCCUCGAGUCGAUGAAUGGCCGUGACAAGUAUCACACGGACGCCAACGACAAGCUCGAGUCGCUCGACUUGCAAGCUGGCCUUGACUGGGAAGGGUUUGUUCAGAAGAAAGGGCAUCUUGUGCGGAAUUGGAAAGUUCGGUACUUUACGCUCGAAGGCAACCUCCUAUCGUACUACGAAACCAAGGAAGACGCGCGGAAGCGGCGGUUCCUGAAGGGCCGCGUGCACUUGACAACCGUCAUGCUAGUGGAGGGACGUAGUGCUCACGGGUACGACCUAACGUUCACAACACAAGAGAGCAAGCCGUUCCACGUGUCGACGACCACCGAACUCGAGCAGAUUGCGUGGGUCAAAGCGAUGGAGGCAGGGAUCGACUUUUAUGCGCUCAAUAACUACGGUCACUCUGUGUACGGCAGCUCGUUGCUGGCCAAGUCGAUACCGUGCAAUGCGGAGAUCAUCUACUCGUUGUAUCGGCGAAUGCUUGCGAACGAGCUGUCGCUGUUUGACGAGUUCAUCUCGUACUUCAACAAAGACUUGGUCUUCACGUCGCACUACCCGCGCAAGUUUCCGUUCCACGGCGACUUUUUCGGGCGCGAGGGACUUCUCGUGUACUUGAGCUGCUUCCGCGAGAACAUUGAUCUGGUCGAGUUUACGAUCAGCGACGUCCAAGUCGACCGCGACGGCAAGUCGGCGAUGAUCAAAGGCCACGAGAAGGUUCGAUCCAAGGCGAACGGAGUCGAGAUUGUCCAGCCGUGGGUCCAUCGCAUUCGAUUCGGGCCGUACGGCAAGAUUCUUCGCCUCAAGAUCGAGAUCGACACGAAGAUGGCCAAGGGAAAUUGGAAUAGCAUGAACGUGAUCCCGGUCUAUUCGGAGGAGACGCUGACGGCAAUGCGAUCGACGCGGGCGCUGAGUAUUUCAAUGCACGACUUCACCGUGUACAACGUGAUUGGGAAGGGCGGGUUUGGCACGGUGGUGAGCGCCGUCAAGAAGAGUGACGGCCAGAUUUACGCGCUCAAGAUUCUCGAAAAGGGCAAAAUGACCAAGUACGACAUUGAGUCGUCGUUUACGGAAAUGCGGGUGGCGCAGAACAUCCACCACCCGUUCAUUGCGGGCCUCCGCAUUGCAUUCCAAUCAACGACCAAGUUGUUUUUGGGCAUGCACUACUACAACGGCGGAGAUUUGUUUCACCACAUGAGCAAGGGCGCGACGUCGCGGAUCUCGCCGCAGCGGGCCAAGUUUUACACGGCCGAGCUCGUCCUCGGCAUCCACCAUCUGCACAAACACGACAUUUUGUACCGGGACAUCAAGCCGGAAAACGUCAUGAUUGACGCCGACGGGCACAUUGCGCUCGUCGACUUUGGUCUGGCCAAGCUCCAUGUGAGCGAAUUCAAAGGCGCCAAGACGAUGGCGGGGUCCCCGCAGUAUACAGCGCCGGAAUUGCUGCUGCCCAAGGCCAAGCGCAGCUACGGCAAAGCCGCGGACUGGUGGAGCCUUGGCAUCUUGCUGUACGAAAUGAGUGUCGGCAAGUCGCCAUUCUUCGACUCGAACAUUGAAAAGAUGUACCACAAAAUUCAAAACGACCCGUUGAUGUUUCCAAGCAACCCGGAAACGUCGCCGGAAGUACAAGAUUUGCUACUGGGGCUCUUGCGGAAAGAUCCACACCAGCGCUACGGCACAAACUCCAUUUCGGACAUUCUGGACCACCCAUUCUUUGUCGGGAUUGACUGGGACUUGUUGCUCCAGAAGAAGAUUGAAGCGCCAUGGAAGCCCCACUUGACGUCGACACUGGACGUCAAGUACGUCGACACAGAAUUCACAGAGCUCGAUGUGAGCGACGAAGUGCUCAGUCCCACCGACAAGGCAUCCAAGGGCAUGCUGUUUGACAAGAUUGAAAAGAUGUUUGUCCCUCGCAACGCGAAAAAGGCCGCCGGUCCCGUCCAAGAUCCGACUUUCAAGGACUUUACGUACUAUUGCCAAGACCCGAACGCCCUCGUGGAUGCCACGUCCCUCGUGGACGAGCUGCACAAGCCCAACACGUUGGAUGCGGACUUGAAUGCUGACUGCGCUCCGACCGCCAACGGCACCCCCCUGAGUUCGUUCAUUGCGAACGACUCGAGCUCGGACAACCUUGGCCGAUCCCCUGACGUGCUCCCCGUCGACCCCCGGUUGAAUCCCCCGUACAACUCGACCAUGCCCCACGAAGUUGAACAUCGCAAGAACACGCCACCGCCUCUAUAUGUUCCCCCACUGCGCAGCAAUCCGCUACCCCCCAAGCCGAAAGACGCGCGAACACCGUCGCCAAACGUGUCGACCGCUUCCUCGGAAGAAAAAGACGACUCGCCCGACGGCGUCGUUCGGCGCAACCCCACGACCACGCCUGUGUUUUUCCGUAAUUCGUUUCGACAUUCGUUUCGCGCCCCGACGGACUAGUGCAGUGGCGUGUGUAUUAUCCACGACAAUAUACCCCUCGUUUUAUUAC
Messenger RNA from Aphanomyces invadans, 2621 nucleotides. RefSeq names its product AGC/AKT protein kinase. Gene Ontology annotation, biological process: protein phosphorylation. The record is from RefSeq and is a predicted model, not a curated record. Lineage: Eukaryota; Oomycota; Saprolegniomycetes; Saprolegniales; Verrucalvaceae. The coding region runs from base 59 to 2572 and encodes 837 amino acids. The transcript has 6 exons. Gene Ontology annotation, molecular function: protein serine/threonine kinase activity; ATP binding.